This is a messenger RNA of Bradysia coprophila, 1409 nucleotides long. RefSeq names its product allatostatin A (gene AstA). Gene Ontology annotation, molecular function: neuropeptide hormone activity. NCBI's taxonomy places the organism in Eukaryota, Metazoa, Arthropoda, Insecta, Diptera, Sciaridae. The record is from RefSeq and is a predicted model, not a curated record.
CACAGCACCUAAAACAAGUUACAAAAAAAAACACAAGAACUGAACUAAUUAGUUUGCCGAUACAGGAUUUCUGAAGUGUGUUUUGUUGAACGGUAAAAAUUGUGUGCGGACUAAAAGCGUUUUGAAAAUUGUUCUUUUUGAAAUUUGAAAAAUAAAAGCGAAAACGAUUGUUAAGUGCAAACUGUACAGAAACCGGACUAAUAUUUAAAUUAAUAUAUUAGGAAAAAUACCCGACACAUUCACAAAAAUGAAAAGCAUCGCUGUGCCGAUUAUAUUGUUGGGAUACGUAUUUACAAUAUCGUGUGAGACACAGCAAUCAUUACCUGAUUACGGUCACAAAAGCUCAUCCGUAUUGUCGGGGAUCGAUGACAUGACAUAUAACCUAAUAGAAAAACGUCCAGAGAGGUAUGCAUUCGGUCUGGGUCGGAGAGCAUACACGUACACUUCCGGUGGAUCAGGAGUGAAGCGGCUGCCAGUGUAUAAUUUUGGUUUAGGGAAAAGAGCCAGACCUUACGGAUUUGGAUUAGGCAAACGUACCCAAGACGACGAUCCAGACUCCUAUCAGAACUAUGACAUUCCCAUGGAUUUAUCGUAUUUCGAUAACCAUAAUAAAAAUUCUGAAGCAUCCGAAAAACGUGCCAGACCAUACAGUUUCGGGCUUGGUAAGCGAUUAUAUUCGUCAGACGACAAUGAAGUGGAUCGAAGACAAGAGAGAUUGUACAACUUUGGGCUAGGAAGGCGUUAAAAAUUUUUUGGGAAGAAAAUUAAAUAAAAUUAAAAUUAAAAGCUGUAAAUAAGAACCAUACCAUUUACACUGUUUGCUGGAAUAAAAAUAUAAAUUUAAAAUGGCGUCGAAAGGUUUUUCGUAUCUACACUGCAAAACAAAAAUUAUUGACAACAGAAUAGAUAAACCCAACAGAUGCAAUCACUUCGAACAAGUUAUUUCUUUAAGAUGUAAAAUGUUGUAAAGAACGAUACAAUUAACUAAUUUAAACAAACAGUUUUUAAUAAAAUUGAAGAACUUUCAUCUUUGUCUUAUAUUGGAUAUUGGAAAAAUGAAAUGGAAAUGUAAACGAAUUUUUCGCAUAGAACGUGAACAUAAAUAACAAAAAAAAAAAUUGAAAUCAAUAAAUUUACUAAAUUGUCUAUCCAAUCCAUCUAAAACUUACUUAUAAUAUCUAUAAAAAAAAAUAAAACUCAAUGUAAAAGCAUAAAAAAUUUAUUUUUUAAUUAAAAGAAAAUCAUUUCUUUACGAAUAUAAAAACAAAACAAAAAAAAAAUUAACAAAAAAAACUAUUUAUUCAACAUUCCAGUGAAAUGCCCUAGAUAUAACAAAUUAUCACUUAAAACUUAAAUAUAUUUUUCGGAUUGUACUUGUGUCAAUAAAAUGAGGUAAAUUUAACAAAAAA